UCCCUCGCCUCGCCUGCCCAAUCCAUUCCCUGAAACCAAACCCGCGCCUCCUCUCCUCUCCUCGUCUCCGGAUCACCGGAGCUGACUUCCUUGUUCGCGUCGAGCCUUCGCUGCUGCGGUCGCGUGGGAUCUGUGCCGCUAGCUCGUCAUCUCUCUCGCCCGGUCUCAUGGCGCAGCGCGACAAGAAGGUGGAGGAGCCCACGGAGCUGCACGCGCCGGAGAUCACUCUCUGCGCCAACAGCUGCGGCUUCCCCGGCAACCCGGCCACCAAGAACCUCUGCCAGAACUGCUUCCUGGCCGCAUCCGCUUCCCCUCCGGCCUCAGUCUCGCCGCCGCCCCCGUCGCCUUCUUCCUCUUGCCCGGCGGUGUUCCCGCUGGUCGACAAGCCGAGGCCAGCUCCUGUCCCGGCGGCUCAGCAGGCGCCGGUUUCUCUGGCCGUUGACCUGCUGGUAGCGGGGCCGGCGGAUUCGAAGGCGUCGCGGUCAUCGGUCAACCGGUGCCACAACUGCCGGAAGCGCGUGGGGCUGACGGGGUUCCGGUGCCGGUGCGGCGAGCUGUUCUGCGGCGCGCACCGGUACUCUGACCGGCACGACUGCAGCUACGACUACAAGUCGGUCGGCAGGGACGCCAUCGCCAGGGAGAACCCCGUCGUGCGCGCGGCCAAGAUCGUUAGGUUCUGAGAGGAGGAAACCGACAGAGAUCUCUCUGAAAUUUCCUCUCUUUUUUUCUCCCUUCUCUUUCUCUUUUUCUUAUACAGAAUUAAAGGUGGUCGAGAGUGUUCUUGUGCUUGAGAAUCCUUAAGGAGUGGAAGAAAAAAGAGAUCAUGGAUUCAUGGGGCAGGCAGAGGCAGGAAGGGAAAGAAAAGAAGAACAGUGUGAUGAUAAUGUUGAGGUAGUGGUGGUUGGGGGUGGGGGAGGAUGAGAUGAUAGGUUUGGUGUGUUGUCCUAUGAUCACAAUCUCUAUUUUACUUUCUUUUGUAUAAAAUAUUUGGCAUCACUUAAAAAAUUACUCAGCUUGUGCUACUA
This is a messenger RNA of Phragmites australis (common reed), 1025 nucleotides long. Its product is annotated as zinc finger A20 and AN1 domain-containing stress-associated protein 11-like. The record is from RefSeq and is a predicted model, not a curated record. The transcript has a single exon. NCBI's taxonomy places the organism in Eukaryota, Viridiplantae, Streptophyta, Magnoliopsida, Poales, Poaceae. Bases 168 to 680 code for a protein of 170 amino acids. Gene Ontology annotation, molecular function: DNA binding; zinc ion binding; ubiquitin-protein transferase activity. Gene Ontology annotation, biological process: protein ubiquitination.